AUGAAACGAUACAACUGUGCCAUACUGUGUAUAGCUACUGGAUUCUUUAUUUUGGCCCAUUGUUCCAUUUACCAGAACUUAAAAUACUUCGAGACGUUACAUGUAUCUCAGUUGACCCAUCAUAUUGUGAAACGAGGAGCAAAGUUGUCAAGCCAUCCCUUUAAUACUAUUAAAGAACUACAUUUUCAAACUCUUGGGAAAAGUUUUAGAUUGAUCCUUCAUCCCCACAACUCAGUUUUGCAUUCAAACUUCAAAGCUUAUUCUGUUGAUGCUGAUGGGAAUAAAACGGCUGUCCAUAUUGAUCAUGACAGUUAUUACACCGGUAGAGUUUUUGGUGAGAAGAUUUCCGAUGUGAGAUUACAUAUUGAAGACGGUCUUGUAACGGGUAUAAUAAAUACACCACAAGAAACUUAUCACAUAGAGCCAUCUUGGCGUCACUUGCCCAACUCAGAUGAUAAAAGUAUGAUAACCUAUCGUUCAUCCGAUGUGAAAUUUAGCUGGUCUGACUCCAAAGGCGAUAAGCCAAGAGUUUGUGGAUAUGUUAAGGAAGGGAAAGAGCUAGAAGAAAAUCAAAACGAGGAAGAUAAUAAUCUAGAAUCAAAGCAGGAACAGUCUGAAAAAGAUAAAUACUUUGACCAAAAUCAAAAUAGCCAUGUUAAGGACUCAAGUGGUGCAAAGAAGAGAAAUAAGAGGCAGAGCGACUAUGAGUAUACACCAACCAAGACUAGAUGUCCAUUACUUUUGGUUGCAGACUACAGAUUCUUUCAGGAAAUGGGAGCCAGCAAUACAAAGACUACUAUCAGUUAUUUAAUAAGCCUUAUUGAUAGGGUGCAUAAAAUAUAUAAUGAUACAGUGUGGCAAGAUAGGCAGGAUGCAGAUGGUUUCAAGGGCAUGGGUUUUGUUAUCAAGAAGAUAUUAGUGCAUUCAGAGCCGACGAGGGUUCGUGGUGGGGAGGCUCACUAUAAUAUGGUACGAGAGAAAUGGGAUGUACGGAACCUGCUGGAGGUGUUCAGUCGCGAGUACUCUCAUAAGGACUUCUGUCUCGCUCAUCUGUUCACGGACCUCAAGUUCGAGGGUGGUAUCCUUGGACUAGCGUAUGUUGGAUCACCACGGAGGAACUCUGUUGGUGGCAUUUGUACUCCAGAAUACUUCAAGAACGGCUACACCCUGUAUCUAAACUCGGGUUUGUCUUCGUCUCGUAAUCAUUACGGUCAGCGUGUUAUAACUCGUGAGGCGGACCUUGUGACCGCUCAUGAGUUUGGUCACAACUGGGGCUCCGAGCAUGACCCUGAUGUAGCAGAGUGCUCCCCCGCCGCCAGCCACGGAGGAUCCUACCUCAUGUAUACUUACAGCGUCAGCGGAUAUGACGUCAACAAUAAGCGGUUCUCUCCCUGCAGUCUUCGUUCCAUCCGCAAGGUUCUUCAAGCCAAGUCCGGUCGUUGUUUCUCCGAGCCCGAGGAGAGUUUCUGCGGCAACCUGAGGGUGGAGGGCGGCGAGGAGUGUGACGCGGGGCUCCUGGGGACCGAGGACAACGAUAUGUGCUGCGACAAGAACUGUAAGCUGAGGAAGAACCAGGGCGCAGUGUGCAGUGAUAAGAACUCCCCGUGUUGCGCGGGCUGUGUGUUCGCGGCGCCGGGCGUGGUGUGUCGCGAGGCCGCUCACUCCGCCUGCGAGGGAGAGGCCACUUGUAACGGAGCCUCCGCUGACUGUCCUAAAGCGCCUGCUAUAGCUGACGAGCAUGAAUGCGCUGAACGCGGUCGUUGUCGCAACGGUUCGUGUGUCCCGUACUGUGAGACUCAGGGACUACACAGCUGUAUGUGUGAUAUUGUUGCGGACGCCUGUAAGCGCUGUUGCCGUAAGAGUCUAAACAAAACCUGUUUCCCGGUGGCCCACAACGAUAUACUGCCAGACGGAACUCCUUGUAUACAAGGCUUUUGUAACAAGGGAAUUUGCGAGAAGACUAUUCAGGACGUGGUGGAGCGGUUCUGGGAUAUAAUAGAAGAUAUCAAUAUAAACAACGUGUUGGGUUUCUUGAGAGACAACAUCGUUGGGGUCGUUGUACUCGUCACUGCAUUCGUAUGGAUCCCGGCCAGCUGUGUUAUAAGCUAUGUGGAUCGACGUCGCCAGCGACAACAUCAAAAGUAUCUGGAGUGGGAAAGACAACAUGAUCUUAUACACCCUUCCGAGCCACGGAAGAUAAUUCAUGUUCGGUUGCCAAAGCAGAAGCCGCCAGGAAUGAAAAAUGUCAUUCAAGGAACUAGUCAGAUAUAG
Messenger RNA from Danaus chrysippus (African queen), 2271 nucleotides. NCBI's taxonomy places the organism in Eukaryota, Metazoa, Arthropoda, Insecta, Lepidoptera, Nymphalidae. The record is from the annotation of a GenBank genome assembly.